GUACUGGAGCCGUUCAUGAUCCCAUGGCAGAGUGACAUUGGAUUCCUAGACAAGACGCGGAUGCCCGACCCGCCCUCCUUCCAAAGGAUCUUCGACAACAUCAAGGAAGGCGUGUACUACACGAAGGAAGGACAGUCGUUGCAGGUCGUCAAGGAUAUGCCUUGCCACUUCUCAGACGCGCAGUUUGAGCAGCUUCUGGCCGAGUUUCCAGCGGCUCAUCAUGCGUUUCUUGUGCGGCACCCAUUUCAGAUGAUCCCGUCCUACUUGAAGGCCCUUUCGCAAGAUGCCAACCCUGAAGGAUUCACAGAUGACAUCAUCAUUGCCGACACUUCUUACGAGCCCAUGGUCAGGGCCGCCAAAAGGCUGAAAGAAGCUUCGCGCAACGUUCUAGUCAUCGAUGCUGGGGAACUCCUGGCGGAACCAGAGUCGCGUCUGCGAGAUCUUUGCGAUCACAUUGGCGUCGACUUCUCUCCGGCGCUACUGCAUUGGGAGCCGAACAAGAUACCAUCGUCAUGGCUGGAUUUGGAGCAUUUCGAGGGCUGGCUCGACACCGUGGUUUCCAGCAACGGAUGGAUGGCAAGACCUCGGUCGCCGCCGACGUACCCUCAAGUUGACAGCGCCCUGGCGAAGAAGUGCGUGGAUGACAAUCUGCCACUCUUUGAGCAGCUGCUGACUUGCAACGAAGCCCGUUCUUGA
Symbiodinium natans is the source of this 696-nucleotide messenger RNA. The record is from the annotation of a GenBank genome assembly. NCBI's taxonomy places the organism in Eukaryota, Dinophyceae, Suessiales, Symbiodiniaceae.